Staurois parvus is the source of this 609-nucleotide messenger RNA. Lineage: Eukaryota; Metazoa; Chordata; Amphibia; Anura; Ranidae. The record is from the annotation of a GenBank genome assembly.
AGUCAUCUGGCACGACAGCGGGCUCCGAGUCAUCUGGCACGACAGCGGGCACCGAGUCAUCUGGCACGACAGCGGGCACCGAGUCAUCUGGCACGACAGCGAGCUCCAAGGCAUCUGGCAGAACCGCGGGCACCGGGUCACCAAGCUCGACAGCGGGCACCGAGUCAUCUGGCACGACAGCGGGCACCGAGUCAUCUGGCAAGACAGCGGGCACCGAGUCAUCUGGCAAGACAGUGGACACCAGGUCAUCUGGCAGGACAGCGGGCACCAGGUCAUCUGGCUCGACAGCGGGCAUCGGCUCAUCAGGUUAUCUGGCUCGACAGCAGGCAUCGGGUCAUCAGGCAUCAGGUCAUCUGGCUUGACAGCGGGCACCGAGUCAACUGGCACGACAGCGGGCACUGGGUCAUCUGGCAUCGGAUCAUCUGGCUUGACAGCGGGCACCAGGUCAUCUGGCAGGACAGCGGGCACUGGGUCAUCAGGCAUCCGAUCGUCCGGCACGACAGCGGGCACACCAGGUCAUCUGGCAGGAUAGCGGGCUCCAGGUCAUCUGGCAUCAGGUCUUCUGGCUCGACAGCGGGCACCGAGUCAUCUGGCACUGGGUCAUCAGGC